AAAAACCCCCCGCGUACGGAUGACCGUGGAAGAAAUUGAUUAGCAAUUACACCGUGUUAUACACUGGAACACGCAGUUUGAUUUGUAAUUUUGACUUUGUACUGUCGCAAACUGCAUUGUGUCAUCGCAGUAUUAAGCUUGCAAGUAUCAUUCGCUAAUAUGUUUCACAACAAAACAAGGUGUUUAUUUGUCGAGAUUUUCGUUGUACCCUUCUCGUCGGUCACUAGUAUCAUCUAGCUCCUCUAUAUGACGUCAAGUAUCAAAAUGGACGUCCCAAUCACCUCUGACAUAAUGAUCAUUGGCGGGAAUUCUCAUCCUGAACUUGCCACGCUGAUCGCUAACCGACUCGGGGUGAAGAGCGGAGGAUGUUCGGUUUAUCAUAAAACAAAUAGGGAGACCAUGGUGGAAAUCGGGGACUCUGUACGGGGCAAAGAUAUUUACAUAAUACAAACUGGAUCCAAGGACGUCAACAACAAUAUUAUGGAACUACUGAUAAUGGCCUACGCCUGCAAAACUUCAUCGGCCAAGAAUAUCGUCGGUGUUAUUCCGUACCUACCAUAUUCCAAACAGUGUAAAAUGCGAAAACGAGGAUGCAUCGUGUCCAAGCUGCUUGCCAAGAUGAUGUGUAAAAGCGGUUUGACCCAUGUCAUUACGAUGGACCUCCAUCAGAAGGAGAUUCAAGGCUUCUUCGAUUGUCCGGUUGACAAUUUACGCGCCAGUCCAUUUCUUUUGCAGUAUAUCCAAGAAUGCAUUCCAGAUUACCGCAACUCGGUUAUAGUAGCCAGAAAUCCAGGCAGCGCUAAAAAAGCGACAAGCUAUGCCGAACGACUGCGCCUCGGUAUUGCUGUGAUUCACGGAGAGCAGAGAGAAUCCGAAUCUGAUAUGAACGACGGUCGGUAUUCCCCACCUGCCGUCGUCCCUUCACGUACAAUGGAGGUGGGAGUCGGAGUCCCGGUGCAUCCGGCUAAGGAGAAGCCACCGAUCAACGUGGUAGGAGACGUCGGCGGACGUAUUGCGAUCAUGGUGGAUGACAUGGUCGAUGAUGUACAAUCGUUUGCCGCUGCAGCUGAAGUUCUGAAGGAGCGAGGCGCCUACAAGAUAUACGUACUUGCCACUCAUGGUCUGCUUAGUUCAGAUGCCCCCCGUCUUAUCGACGAAUCGCCAAUCGACGAGGUUGUUGUUACUAACACGAUUCCUCACGAGCUACAGAAGAUGCAAUGUCACAAGAUAAAGACAGUAGACAUCAGUAUUUUGCUCGCUGAAGCGAUAAGACGCAUUCAUAACAAAGAGUCUAUGUCUUACCUCUUUAAAAACGUCACCUUGGAGGAUUAGGAAAGAGAAUAGCGCCCGACAGUGAUACAAAUAUUACCACCAAACGAGUGACGUUAAAUGAAGAUGCCGAGCUUUCAUAGAACUUCUAAUUUUCCAAUUAUUCAAACAAACUUCAGUUACGAAUAAGAAUACACAAACGUCCGUAAGGCUUUUCGUAAAUUACUAAACGGGUAUGAAACUACUCCGACGCCGUUUCUUUCGGUUCGUUAUUCAUUCUAUUUUUAUACUCUCAAAACUAUGAUAACUCUGUUUGAAACAUUAAUUUUCUGCGUAUAAUUUCUAGCGUUGUUUUUUCAUUGAUAUAUCACAAUAAACGGAUACGGAUAGAGGGAAAAAUUAAAUUGGAUAGAAAAGAUGAUAUUUGAGGUGUCACAGUUUGGACAUUUUCGCUCAUACGAACGAUCGCAACAUGCUCGUGCCGAGCCACUGUUACAGCUCCACUAUGUAAAUUAUAGUAAAUGUAGAAAUAGCUUACGUCACAUGUACUGUCCUGAAAACUUUCGUUCACAUAUCCGAUCUUCGAAGAUAUGCUUCCAAAAGAGCUUCUUUCCUAGGUUCGAGGUGUCAGAGAAAGUCCAAACAGCUAGCCACCUCUCGUAGAUUUGAGAAAAAUGAUACAUUGCAUUGCAUUCGUUAUGGAUACUCAUAUCGAUCAUCCUAAAUUCUCAAUCCGCGUCCGUGAAUAUUCUUUGUGCUUACACCAAUCACAGUUGAUUAGAUGUGGUUCGUGUUUUACUGUUAGAUGUAGACUUUUACUGUCCACAACUUAAUUGUCGCUGAGAUGUACAGCAUUCUAAAGAAAUAUCUUGUAGAACAGAUAAUAAAUAUGCAUUCACCUA
Messenger RNA from Neodiprion fabricii, 2171 nucleotides. Its product is annotated as phosphoribosyl pyrophosphate synthase-associated protein 2. Gene Ontology annotation, cellular component: ribose phosphate diphosphokinase complex; cytoplasm. The record is from RefSeq and is a predicted model, not a curated record. Gene Ontology annotation, molecular function: ribose phosphate diphosphokinase activity; magnesium ion binding. NCBI's taxonomy places the organism in Eukaryota, Metazoa, Arthropoda, Insecta, Hymenoptera, Diprionidae. Gene Ontology annotation, biological process: purine nucleotide biosynthetic process; 5-phosphoribose 1-diphosphate biosynthetic process. Bases 247 to 1332 code for a protein of 361 amino acids. The transcript has 6 exons.